Molecule: messenger RNA, 1232 nt
Organism: Mollisia scopiformis
Lineage: Eukaryota; Fungi; Ascomycota; Leotiomycetes; Helotiales; Mollisiaceae
Product: PTH2-domain-containing protein
Exons: 2
Coding region: 302-1015 (237 amino acids)
Cellular component (GO): mitochondrion; cytosol
Molecular function (GO): peptidyl-tRNA hydrolase activity
Source: RefSeq, a predicted model, not a curated record
CAAAAGGUCCUUGUCAUCGUACCCCAUUCUUAUCGCAGUUUGUUGCAUUUCGCAAUUUGUAUGCCCUGAACACCAGGCACACUCGCGGAAUCCAAGCGCUGUCAAAGCCCCAGAAAAUCUGAUUGGCGCCUCAGUCUGCGGGAUCUCGACGCCUUAUUUUCAAGCUCAGGCACCGCGGUGACGUACAGGGCUCGGUGGCUCGGUCCCCUGAAUUUUCCACUCUGAUGAUUUCGCGACUUGAUCGCGUCUUCUCCUUCACCAAUCUCCGGCAAUUCCUAAGGACAAUUGAAAACAGGACAUUAUGGCGGACAUUCGAGCACCACCUACGCCAAUGGCGAUGCUGAUCGGAACAGCGAUCAUUGCUGCGGUGAGCGGAUACAUGAUUGGCAUUGCGUCCUCUUUGGGGUUCAUACCAAUACCAUUCAUGUCGAAAGCAGUCACGGCCCGCGGAGUCUCGAAUUAUGAUGACGAGGAAGAGAGCGAGGAAGAGGAUAUCGAUGAGAGCAUAUUGGACCAUGCGCCCAAUUGGGCCAAUGGGUUUGAGGCUGAUAAGAGAGAUGGGUUGAGAGCUACUGCUGCCGCGACGAAGAAGGGAAAGGAGAACAAUCAGCUUGUCGUAAAGCCUUCGCAGGAGACUGCGGUGGUGGAUUCGGGGGAGCCAUGUAAGAUGGUGCUUAUUGUGAGGACGGACUUGGGUAUGACCAAAGGCAAAAUUGGUGCUCAAUGCGGCCACGCGACACUGGCUUGCUACAAGCACUUCCUAAAGAACGACCCGAAGUCAACCAUAUUACGAAGAUGGGAGAGAGAGGGUCAGAUGAAGGUCGCACUGCAGGUCAAAACUGAAGAUGAGCUGGACAUGUUACAAGCACAGGCCAUAAGCCUGGGUCUGGUUGCUGAAGUCAUUGCCGAUGCUGGGAGGACGCAGAUUGCGGCUGGAAGUCAUACUGUGCUUGGUAUUGGUCCUGGGCCUGUCAGUCUCAUUGACCAGGUCACUGGACAGCUGAGGUUAUUGUAGGUUGGACAGACCUACAUCCUAUGCAUGUACGGCGUUUGGGAUCACAAAUCGAUGCAUAUUUGGCGUAUGAGCGGUUUGGUGGGGACUAUGAAGAAUACGCAUGCUGGUUUCUGGAAUGUCCAUAUUGACCAAUACCAUACCGUUGUAUGAAACUGUCUACCGGCUCUCCUCAGCCUCAAAGUGCCAUCUCAGGCCGGACAUCUAUAGCUGUGUUUGG